GGAGUUUACUGUGUAUCUAUGACAAAAAGAGAAAAUGAGUCACAUCAGCCAAGAGGACAAUGGAUGACACGUCUCUACUAUUUCUGCUCUUUCUGACUUUAAUGCCUUGCAGGAUAACAAACCAAGCUCUCACAGCUAAUCUCAAUGUGAGUCCCAGCAUCUCUCAGUUCUUUGAAGGAGACUUUGUGUCUCUGAGCUGUGAGGAGGAUGACAGCUCUGCUGGAUGGACUCUGAGGAGAAACACAAGCAAAGGACAGAGGACUCAGUGUGGAGAUGGGUGGGGAAGAGCAGCUGGUUCAUCCUGUAAUAUCACUAUGAUGGUGCCUCAUGACAGUGGAAUAUAUUGGUGUGAGUUCAAUCAGAGUCUCAUCAGUAACAUGGUUAACCUGACAGUCACUGGUGGAUCAGUGAUCCUGCAGAGUCCUGUCCUCCCUGUGAUGGAGGGAGAUGACGUCACUCUGCUCUGUAAAACAAAGACCACUCCUUCCAACAUCACAGCCAUUUUCUCCAAAGAUGGCGUCUUCACCGGGAAAGACUCUACAGGUCACAUGACCAUCCAGCAUGUUUCCAGGUCUGAUGAAGGCCUCUACAAGUGUGACAUCAGCAAUCAUGGAGAGUCUCCAUCCAGCUGGAUCACUGUCACAGAGAAACACGCCACCACACCUCCACUUGCCUCUUCUGCUGGUUCCUCUCCACUUGUCCCCAUAUUGCUGACAGCUGGAACAGUCUGUGUUGUGUUAGUAGUGAUGUUAUUGGUUGUUUUGGUGGAACGACAUGUUGACAGGAAACUAAAAGAGAGUGAUGCAGCUGCAGUCGACUCAGCAGUAAGAACAGAAGAUGUCACUUAUGGAGAAAUCGACAUCAAAGAGAAGCAAGAAGAGGCAAAAAUGUACAGCUGCUGUCCUUUGUCUCCAUCAUGGUUCAAGAUGACUUUUUUUUUAAAAUAAGGGUGUGUGAGCAGUCUUCUAUAUUGUUUUGAGAUUUUUUUUUAUGUAUUUUGUGGUUAAAAUGUGUUAAAAAAGAGAAAAAAGAAAAACAACUGUAUCUGCAGAUGUUAUGUGAUCUGAAACUUUUCAUAUAUUAUCCAUCUUACCAUCCA
Molecule: messenger RNA, 1099 nt
Organism: Oreochromis aureus
Lineage: Eukaryota; Metazoa; Chordata; Actinopteri; Cichliformes; Cichlidae
Product: low affinity immunoglobulin gamma Fc region receptor II-like
Exons: 6
Coding region: 60-947 (295 amino acids)
Biological process (GO): cell surface receptor signaling pathway
Molecular function (GO): transmembrane signaling receptor activity
Source: RefSeq, a predicted model, not a curated record